AGCAGUAUCGAUGCUGGUGGAGAAGUUGUGAAUUUGGGGCGAAAGAUCCCAGAGAGCUGAUAACGCAUGUCAAUUUUCACAGUUACCACACCAAACUGAAGUUCAUAGGCUCUCAGUUACGGGCAUUGCACCACGAUUUGCCAGCCUGUUUGCAGAACAGCCGUAGCUGGCAUCAGUUACCAAAGACUUCAGAGGAGUUUGUUUGCCAUUGGGAGAAUUGUGAUGUUACCUUCAAUAACCCAGUGUGGUUUUAUCAACAUGUUGCUAUUCAUGCUUAUGCUACUGAGGAAGAAACUGUUACAGAUCAGAACAAAGCUGUUUAUUGUCACUGGAAAGAUUGUUUAGGCGUAUUUAAAGGAAAGCAUAAGCUCUGGGAUCAUUUAAGAACCCACACACAAGAAAGAGUUGUAGCAUGUCCUACGUGUGGAGGAAUGUUCUCCAAUAACACUAAGUUUUUUGAUCAUGCUAAGAGACAAGUUUCAGAAGAGAAACAAAUAUUUGUUUGCCAGAACUGUCAGAAACAUUUUGCCAAUGAAAGGCUGCUACGAGAUCACAUGAGGGGACAUGUUAAUCAUGUUACAUGUGCCCUCUGUGAUACAGUAUGCACAAGUGUCUCCUCACUGAAAGCACACAUCAGAUUCCGACACUGUGAUGACCGUCCUUUCCAUUGUCACCUCUGUGACAACGGUUUUAAGAACGCGUAUGAUCUGCAUAAACAUGUUGAAACACACAAUGAUUCAGAUGCCUACAGCUGUGAUGUUGAAGGAUGUGGUUUUACUUCACGGACUUUACGAACUUUGACACAGCAUUACAAGAGAGCGCAUGUGAGUAAUGGCAUUCUGAAAUACAAAUGCCACAUCUGUCAGAAAUGUUUCUCCUGGAGUUAUACGUUGACCCUACACCUUCGAAAAGCUCAUGAACUCUGCAGUCAUUCUCGUUUCAGAUAUAAAGAAGAUGAUGAGGGUCACAUGAGUUUGAAUUUAGCAGUAUAUAAUGCUGUCAUGGGUUUAGGUCAGGCUCCUAAUAACAAGACAAUAACAAACAAGUCUUCAAGUCAAAAUAGUUUUGGAAGAGAAGGAGGGGACUCUGGCGAAAGAGACACUUCAACAGCAGAAGUACUUUUCACACCGCUUCAGCCGUGGUCACGAGCUACUGGAGAAAAUGUUGUGGUAGAAACAGAGACUUCUAUGCCACAGCCUGUGUAUUCUGAACUUCAAACUGCUGUACAGCCGUUCGAAAACAGUUGUACUUCAGCUAAAGUUGAUGAAGCAACACCGAUGAACGUGAAGGAAAAACUAGUAGAAAUGGAACUGGGCUUGGGAGAUAGCUUUCUAGAAAAACUGUGA
This is a messenger RNA of Fulmarus glacialis (Northern fulmar), 1346 nucleotides long. Its product is annotated as histone H4 transcription factor-like. The transcript has 8 exons. The annotation marks the transcript as partial. Gene Ontology annotation, biological process: regulation of transcription by RNA polymerase II; anatomical structure development. The record is from RefSeq and is a predicted model, not a curated record. Lineage: Eukaryota; Metazoa; Chordata; Aves; Procellariiformes; Procellariidae. Gene Ontology annotation, molecular function: DNA-binding transcription factor activity, RNA polymerase II-specific; RNA polymerase II cis-regulatory region sequence-specific DNA binding.